Perca flavescens (yellow perch) is the source of this 3704-nucleotide messenger RNA. RefSeq names its product component of oligomeric golgi complex 7 (gene cog7). The transcript is spliced from 17 exons. Gene Ontology annotation, cellular component: COG complex. Lineage: Eukaryota; Metazoa; Chordata; Actinopteri; Perciformes; Percidae. Gene Ontology annotation, biological process: retrograde vesicle-mediated transport, Golgi to endoplasmic reticulum; intracellular protein transport; Golgi organization. Bases 571 to 2880 code for a protein of 769 amino acids. The record is from RefSeq and is a predicted model, not a curated record.
UCAGCCGAAGAAGAAGAAGUAACUUUUUCGUUGUUUCUAUCAACAGUAGCUACUUCUAUACUCUUUGCUUCAGCUUUAUGUCUUCCCCUUUCUUUUUUCUCGGGGGCCAAUUGUGAUAUAUCUUCAUUUAAAAACACACAAAUUGUCCCAUAUUGUUGACGAAAUUUCUGUUGACAAGCUGUGUAUUCAGCAGGUUAGUUUGUCGAGCUGGCGCUCGUUUCUGGGGAAGGUAAAUCGAAAGCACAAAGAGGAAGUUGUUGUCAAGUGUUGGUAGCACUGCUAUGUGUUAGCAUCAAACAUUUAGAAAUAUGUCUUUACUUUUCUCCUUUUAAAGACGUCAACAUUUAAAAAACAACUCUGGAGGAAGCCGUCGCCUUGUUGGAACUAUAUCUAGUUGUAAUGAUAAUUUCAUUUUCUUGGGCUAUUUAUUUUAUAUUCGUGUCGAAGCCAUUGGUUGGGAAAAAUUAGCCAACGUUAGCAAUGGGUCGAUGACACAGACUGUACUGCACCACAAGAGUUUUACUGAACACCGCCCGGCUUCUUGCACUAGUGAAGGAGUGUAGAGGCCAAAUGGAUUUCUCCAAAUUCCUGGACGAUGACUUUGAUGUGAAAGACUGGGUGAACGGCGCCUUCAAGGUGGUGCAGAAAGACGCGCCGGGGAAGGCAGACACACACGCAGCCACACUGGUCAUGAAACUACAGCUGUUCAUCCAGGAAGUCAACAAUGCCAUUGAGGAGAGCAGUAAUCAAGCCCUGCAAAAUAUGCCCAGAGUGCUGCGAGAUGUGGAGGCUUUGAAACAGGAGGCUUCUUUCCUCAAGGAGCAAAUGGUUCUGGUCAAGGAAGACAUCAAGAAGUUUGAGCAAGACACUGUGCAGUCUAUGCAGGUCCUGGUGGAGAUAGAUCAAGUGAAGAGCCGCAUGCAGGUGGCAGCUGACGCUCUGCAGGAGGCGGACAAAUGGAGCACACUGAGUGCAGACAUUGAGGAGACCUUCAAAACACAGGACUUUGCUGUAAUUUCCUCGAAGCUGACCUGCAUGCAGAACAGUCUGGCCAUGUUGGUGGACACACCAGACUACUCUGAAAAGUGUGUCCACCUGGAGGCUCUCAAGAACAGACUGGAGGCCCUGGCCAGCCCACAAAUAGUAGCAACUUUUAAUUCCAUGUCUAUAGACCAAGCCAAGCUGUUUGUUAAAGUCUUCACAGAGAUAGAUAGAAUGCCACAGCUCUUUGCCUACUACUACAAGUGUCACAAGGGCCAGUUGGUGAGCAUUUGGCAGGAUCUCUCUCAGAGCGAGCUCAGUCUGAAUCAGCAGCUCUCAGAGUUCUAUGACACUUUGCUCUCCUCUUGGCACUCUCAGCUACAGUGGAGCAGCCAGGUGUUCAAGAACCCGUAUGAGGUGGUGACAGUGUUGCUGAUCCAAACUCUGGGUGCCAUGGUCCCAUCCAUCCCCGUGUGCCUGAGCUCGGCCAUGGAGCGGGCUGCCCAAGAGCAGCGCCUCGACACACUGCUCGAACUCCAUCACACCACGUCCACCUUCGGACACAGCCUGGAGGCCGCCAUGCUGCCCCACCUUGGUGAGAAUAAUCUGCUGAAGGUGAAUGAGCUGGUCUGUGCGCUGUAUGACCCCUACAAACCUUAUCAGCUGCAGUAUGGCGAUCUGGAGGAAGCUCACCUCCUUAUCCAGAUCAGUGCUGUACCCUUGGAGCACGGGGAGGUAAUUGAUUGCGUGGAAGAGUUGAGCCACUCGGUUGGCAAGUUGUUUGGCCUGGCCAGCUCUGCUGUGGACCGCUGUGUCAAACUGAGUGAUGGACUGGCCGUGUGUGGCCUCCUCAAAGCCCUCAAAGCCCUCUUCACCAAGUAUGUGUCAGACUUCUCUACAACACUGCAGUCAAUCAGGAAGAAGUGUAAACUGGAGGAUACGCCAAGUUCAUCUGUUUUCCAGGAGGACUGGACAGCCUUCCAGAACUCCGUCAGGAUUAUUGCCACUUGUGGAGAACUGCUUAGACAAUGUGGAGCCUUUGAGCAGCAGCUGUCAAACAAGAUCCUGGGCACUGCAGGUAAGUACUUGUCAGAAUCGUAUAGCCCACGCAGCCUGGCGGGCAUCCAGGAGGCCAGCUCCACAGAGAGGAAGAGCGCCACCAAGAACCCCUGGCAGGAAUACAACUACCUCCAGAGAGGAAAUAUGGCUGAAUACAACAGCCUGAUGGAAGUCCUCUACUCCCUAAAGGAGAAGGGCACAGGUAACUCCAGCCUUUUAGCAAAGCCCAGAGCAGCUCUGAUCAGACUCAACCAGCAGGCCAACCAGCUGGCCUUUGACUCUGUCUUCCUGCAAAUCAAACACCAGCUCUGCCUCAUCUCCAAGAUGGAGAGACAAGAGGCACCUGGUUUUGGAGAGAGCUACGCAGAGGACCUGCCUAAUUUCAGCCUGUCACCGCAAGAAUACAUCACAAAUAUAGGGCAGUACCUGAUGUCUCUGCCUCUCCACUUGGAGCCAUUUGUGACUCAGGAGGACCCGGCCCUAGAGAUGGCCCUACAUGCUGGGAAGCUGCCUUUCCCUCCAGAGCAAGGUGAUGACCUUCCCGAGCUGGACAACACCGCAGACUACUGGCUGGGCUCCAUUGCUCGGGCAACCAUGCAGACCUACUGUGAUGCCAUUCUGCUCAUUCCCCAACUGAGCAUCCAUUCCACUAAACAGCUGGCCACGGAUAUCGACUAUCUGAGCAACGUGAUGGACGCUCUGGGCCUGCAGCCCUCCCGCACCCUGCAGCACAUCGUCACCCUGCUGAGGGCCAAGCCAGAAGACUACAGGCAGACGGCCAAACUGCUGCCUCAUCGGCUGGCCUCCACCGUCGCUGCUGUCCGCUGCAUCGACUACUAACGCCAAGGGAGAGGAAGCUGGCCUGUAGGUACUGUGGCUCUCAGAGCGCCACCUGGGACUCGCAGGCAUGUUUGACAACUACGAAGAAUGUGACAUCACUAGUAGCUGGUUUACAUGUUACUGUCCUUUUUUAAGUCUCAAAUUUGUGGCUGCAGCGGUUUAGGAUUAUAGUCCUGUCCAUUUCUAAUGGCAUUUAUGGGAAUGUUAAGAGAUUGAAAUCAGGGUGGUUCAGACUUUUUAAUACUGAUUAUUGUUGAGCUAAAUGUGGCGUUGAAUGAUCAACGGGGAAAAAUGCCUUCAAGUCAAAGCGCCUUGACUAUAGAUCUUUAAUUUCUGCUUUUUUGUUGUUGUUGUUAUUGCUGAUGCUUCUAUAGAGGAACUAACAACAUGUACAUCAGGGGAUGUGUGAGAGCAUUUGAAAAUCUAUAGGACUGAUAUAUUUGUUGUUGAUUAUUUGUCAUACACAUUCAGCAGUUGACUUUAAAAAUGAAAGAGUAUUCUCUCUCUCUCUCUCUCUCUCUCUCUCUCUCUCUCUCUCUCUCUCUCUCUCUCUCUCUCUCUCUCUCUCUCUCUCUCUCUCUCUCUCUCUCUCUCUGGUUGCAGUCUGGGCUGGACAAUAUGAAUAUUCUCCAUGUGGACAUUCUUCGAUAUUUCUCCAUGCAGUAUCCUAAAAAUCUGUACAUAAAACAUUGACAUAACACUAAAAUGGAGCCUAUUGUGUUACUUUUGAUCAAUCUAUUUUUAUUGCUGGAUAAAAGAGGGGGUUGAAUGAGUUUGUAAUGUAAUCUGUCUAGUUUAAUAAAUGUAUAUCCUUUUCUGCUAAA